GCAAUUUAUUGACACCGUUUUAGUCAUCAAAAAUCCGGCUAGUGGAACUGUGCCCGUUUUAAGAGUGCGGCAAAUUCGUUUAAGAACACGGUUCAUACAAAUUCUUUCGUGCCUAUAAUAUGUGGAUAACUUUCAGACACUGUAACUGACAUCUGUUUUUUUUGAAGGCUUUUUCAGAUACAAAGCCAGCAAGCGCGCGAUGAUACUGUUGGGCGUGCUUGGAUUGAUCACUGCUGCUCGUGUAAUACAAGCUAGCGGGAAGCAGCAGUUAUCUAGAUCCGUUUGCACUUCAGUUCUUUGCCGCCAAGUCGCCCGUGAAAUCAUCUCCAGCAUGGAUGAAACUGUUAAUCCAUGCGAGGAUUUCUACGCUUACGCGUGCAACCGUUGGAACAGCAGCAGCGGUCUAUCGCACACCGUGCUCGAUCCCAAAAUUUUCAAACAACUUCAAGAGCUGUUCGAAAGUGGAAAUUACACCAAUCCCACUGAAAAAAAAGCAGUGGAUAUAUACAACCAGUGCAUCAACGAGACGCGAGACAGGCCAUUCGACGUCCACGGUCUUGUGCGCGCUGUUGAUGACUUGUUUGGUGGAUGGUCGCUAUUGAAAGGCAAUCCAAAUGUGUCCGCUGUUCGUUUGGACGAAAUUUUCCUUCGUCUGCAGCAGAACAACAUUCAGUCCAUCAUUCAUCUUUCCGUAGAAAAAAACGACUUUUCCAGCGAGCAGAAUAUCCUGUUCCUUAGGAUGCCUCAACGCAUGUCGGACCGAUGGGGAUAUUGUGCCCGUUACCCCUCUCCUUGCAAUGCAACUGAGCACCUAAUGAACACAUGGACACUUAUUAUCUCCAGAUUGCUGAAAGUGGCCAAUGCAAGUGUCCACUGGCCAACGGUUGAAAAGCGGCUGGAGAAAGUUCUUAUGUUGGAUUUUAUGAUGGCAACUGACCCAAAGGGAUCGGUGAACUUUCUGAAGCGCUUAACAUUUGGUGAUCUUAGUAAACCGCCAUACCGUUCGCGAUUCUUUUCAAGCUUAAUGCCGCUGUUCAAUGCCAUGCUUAAAACAUCUUUGGUGAAAUUUCAAGCUACGACCGCUACUGAGGUUGGGGACAUGUUUCCACAGUACCUCCUCAAGCUGGAUCAGACGAUGGCGCAGCUGGAAGCGGACGGGGACGCGGGACUUGCGACAAUAGCUGAUUGGCUCUGGUGGACCACGCUCUACCACUACUAUCUUGUAUUUCAAGAGGCGGGAAACUGCGUGAAGGUGGUGAAAACGGCCAUGCCGUUGACUGUUUCAGGAAUGUUCUUCAAGACGUACAUACAAAGCAAAGUCGCUCAAAAGGCGAAUGUGUUAACAACCGAACUUGUAAACGCGGUUCGCGAUGCAGUUCUCUUCCAAACUACUUGGAUGGACCAUGCAACGCAAGAAGCGGCCAUGGAUAAGCUCAACCACACUCUUCAGAGUGUCGGUUUUCCCGAGGAGUUCUUGGAUAACUGGAAGCUAAUCGAUGACCUUUAUGCAAAGGUCAAACUGGAGAUAUCAUUCCACGACACACUACGCACCAUCGAUCAAAGCAACAGUUGGAUCACCCUGCAAAAACUCUCCCGCAUUAACGCUCGUAAUGAUCCUUUUGACUCUGCCGAUAUGACCGUGGUAUACGCCAACAUGUACCCAAACAGCAAUUAUAUUGUUAUUUCGGCGGCCACAUUGCAGCCACCGAUGUUCUACGCAAUCAACAUGGACAUUUUUAAUUACGCUCGCUUGGGUUUUGUAAUUGCACACGAACUCACUCAUGCUUUGGAUAUCGGAGAUAUGGAAUGGGGAAAAGACGGGAAACCGUUUAACUGGUGGACGAAUGCAACAUUGAGCAAUUACAAUGCGAGAAAGUACACUUUAGUCGAUUUCUACAACAAUAUCCCCACGAAGAAUGACAGCGUCGAUGGACGGCACACCCUCAUCGAGAACGCUGCCGACAACGGCGGAUACCGAGCUGCUUACUUGGCUUUUAGUAAUUUUAAGCGCCGCACGGGAUACCGCAUAAAACUGCCGGGCUUAGAAGCUUUAGAUGAGGACCAACUUUUCUGGUUAAUAGGGGCUCAGACAUGGUGCACCCGCAAUCCAGGAUCUAUCGACGGAGUGCACGCACCCUUCCGAUUUCGGGUGAUGGGAUCCUAUAUGAAUAGCGCGGAUUUUAAUGCAGCUUACAACUGUCCGCUGGGAUCCCCGAUGAACCCGCGAAUCAAAGCGUGGUAGAGAUAGCUUUGUCUCUCGAGAUGGUUUUAACUUUCGAGUAAGAUAGUAUCUGUUGCAAUGGCGAUGCAACAUAAAACCAUAUGACGGCUGUAAUUUGAAAAACGCUGCUGUACGCACUAGUUGGAGUUACCAACUACAGGGAGAACCGACUAGUUCCACAGUAAUUAAACACCCAUUGCUCUGCAACCCGAAAAAAACACUUUUUCUUUUUCGUAGUUAUUUAUUCCGUAUUGUAA
Paramacrobiotus metropolitanus is the source of this 2478-nucleotide messenger RNA. RefSeq names its product endothelin-converting enzyme 1-like. The record is from RefSeq and is a predicted model, not a curated record. The transcript is spliced from 11 exons. Gene Ontology annotation, cellular component: plasma membrane. The coding region runs from base 200 to 2242 and encodes 680 amino acids. Gene Ontology annotation, biological process: protein processing. Lineage: Eukaryota; Metazoa; Tardigrada; Eutardigrada; Parachela; Macrobiotidae. Gene Ontology annotation, molecular function: metalloendopeptidase activity.